AUGUUCCAUGUUUUUUUUAGGUCUGUCUUUGGGAUUCUGCCUCUGUUCAUAGUUCUGUUGCCAGUAAAUUCAUCUACUUGUGUGAUGGAAAAUACAGCUGUAAUACGUGAAAAGUAUGAGAAUAUCCUAAGCCACGAUAUUGAAUUGCUGGAAAAUAUGUCUGAAGAGUAUCGUGACAGGUGCUGCAGGAAUAAAAGACAUGAAAACCCCAGUGCGUUUUUCUGCAAUGAUACUCAGGAAAUAUGGUCAUUACAGAAUAUGGCAUGUGACAUGCUUAAGUUCUUUUAUAAAAAAAAGAUCAACAAAGAUUUCAGAUGGCAAACUGCUCGGGUUUCGUGUAUGACAUUAGAAAUUCUACAUUGCAGAUGUGAUAGAGAGCAAAAAAAUAGAAAGGUUUGCAUAUUGCUUACACAACCCAGCAAAGACAUACUAGGGGCACAAGGCCCCAAGAAAAAAUGUUGCCAAGAAUUAUGUGAACUAAAGGAAACUAUAUCUAGUCUUCGAUCCUGCUGGAAUAAGUUUGAAAAAGAAAUUGCUAGGUAAAAAACUUAAAAUGCAGUCCUGUCUGUUUUUUCAACGUACCAUUGCUUUGCACUUUACAUGCAUUCUUCAAGUAUCUCUGGCUGCUUACAUAAAUACUUUUUGCCAAAGUUCUGAUGAGAAGAUCCAAUACCUUGUUCCUGGGGACAAAGCCAUUGGAAACCAACAAAUUGAACUGCUAAAGUUCAAGAACUGGAAGCUAACAACACAAUUGGAAGCAAAGACAAACAGAACA
Terrapene triunguis (Three-toed box turtle) is the source of this 775-nucleotide messenger RNA. RefSeq names its product interleukin 7 (gene IL7). Gene Ontology annotation, biological process: immune response. The record is from RefSeq and is a predicted model, not a curated record. The coding region runs from base 1 to 543 and encodes 180 amino acids. Gene Ontology annotation, molecular function: growth factor activity; interleukin-7 receptor binding. The transcript is spliced from 5 exons. Gene Ontology annotation, cellular component: extracellular region. Lineage: Eukaryota; Metazoa; Chordata; Testudines; Emydidae.